CACACCAUGAGCAAGCAAUGAUGCCUGCGCACCGCCUUGAGUGGACGAUAAGAAGGGAAGUAGCACGGCUUCAAUUUGUGUAUAAUCGUUAUGCAAUGUAGGGACUUUAUUCCGGACUUUUGCUGAAUACUUUAGAUUUUUUUGUAUUACCCCCAGGCGUUUACAAGACAGUGGUAACAUCAGGCAAAUGAAACAAUGUAUGGUUAGCAGCACUGCUAAACUCAUUCAUAGCAUCUGUCGACAACUAUAGCGCCCUACAACACCAUUCAUUAUGGAUUUCGUUUUGAGUGGGAUGGCUGCUUGUGGAGCUUGUUUAUUCACAAACCCACUCGAGGUAGUGAAGACGCGGAUGCAACUUCAAGGGGAGCUGAAGAGCCGGGGAACCUACCAGGUCUACUACAGAAAUGUGUUUCAUGCCUUCUACACAAUUGGCAAAGUCGAUGGACUCGCGGGAUUACAAAAAGGCUUGGCGCCAGGGCUCGUUUAUCAGUUCUUUAUGAAUGGGGUGCGUCUCGGCUCGUAUGCCAUCAUCGAAUCCGCCGGUUACAUUCAAACUGACGGCAAGGUCAGCGCGGUCAAGAGCAUAGUGGCAGGCGCUAUUGCUGGGGUCGUCGGUGCCUACAUGGGCAGCCCGAUUUACUUGGUCAAGACACAUCUACAAAGCCAGGCAACGUCCUCCAUAGCUGUUGGGCAUCAGCACAGACAUAGGGGGAUGCUUCAUGCACUGGCGGAUAUCCACAAAAAGCAUGGCAUGAUGGGAUUGUGGAGGGGUUCCAGUGCUGCUAUUCCAAGGGUCAGCGUGGGUUCAGCUGCCCAACUCUCCACUUUCUCUUCCUCCAAGGAGCUGCUUAUAGAACUACAGCUGUUUCCAGAAGGCAGCUGGUUGAUUGCCCUAACCGCUGGAAUGAUCAGUAGUGUGGCAGUGGUGAUGGCCAUGACUCCAUUUGAUGUGGUCAGCACACGACUCUAUAACCAGCCAGUGGACCACCUUGGCAAGGGCGAACUGUACCGGGGCUUCAGCGACUGCUUCUCCAAAACGCUGAAGAAGGAGGGGGUUAUUGGCCUCUACAAGGGUCUGGGCGCCUCGUACUUCCGCCUCGGUCCACACACCAUCCUCUCUUUACUCUUCUGGAAUGAGCUGCGAAAGGUUUACCAGAAACACAGUUAGUACCUCAAAGGGAAGUGUGUGUGUGUGUGUGUGUGUGUGUGUGUGUGUGCAUAUGUAUGUGAAUGAGCAAGUGAAGGAGAGUAGAGAAAUCACUCCUGAUAGGACAAAACUACUCACACCCAAAGCCCUCAGGUAAACAAAUGUCUCAUUUGCAAUGGUCCUGCUAGUUACUUAAGAGAAGGAAAGAGGAGGCCAGUGUUCAGUAUGCCACAGGAGAAUAGAAGUCUGUGGUAUGAGGAGUGUUUUUAAAUAGACCUUCAGAUAUGCAAAAGGACAGCAUGUCCUUUAGGCAUACAACAAGCCCAUAAUGCAUAUGUAGCAAGUUACAUCUUACUAAUGGGAAAUAAUGAAUCAUUUUGCUUAAAAUGUUAAAGAACCUAUAGAAUAUACAUGUUAAAUAUGCUAUGUUGCUGUGGGAUUCCAAACCCUAAGUUUUAGUUUUUAAAAUUUAUUAUAUUUUAAAGGUAUAAAUAUUUUAAAUUCCAUGAUGUAAGUGGAGCAGUAAGCAUGUACAUUUCUGAAUACAGUAGGGGAAAAGGAAAGAGGAAGGGGUGUGAUAUAAUAUCUAUAUGAGCAAACUGUUACUCAACAGUACUGACUUCAUGACUGGUUAGACAUUCCACAGUCAUUCUUAUGGAGCUCGUUGAUGGGACUCAAGAUUAGAAAACUAGCUAAACAGUUUGCCAUUUGGAAGUUAGUGUGACCAAAAUAUAUGGGAGGAUUGCUCACAUGGUCAUGGUUCUUCCCAUACUUGCAUUCGUUUGGUUUUGGUGAGAUGCACUGCAGGGGCCCUCUUCAUAUUCAUUCCCAUCGUGGUAACUUGAGUGAAAGAAAAACUGGUCUUACAUGGUAAGGUUGAGAAACAACAGUCAAUGGCAAACAAUGUUGACCGUACAGUGUUGUUGAGUCUUGCUUUGUUUUUGUCCUGAAGAGAUCAUCUGCAUGUCAGUGGUUUGAAGAUGACAAAUGGAUUGUGCUGAGGGAAAACAUAUACCUUUUGCCUUACUUUAGAAUAACUUUUGAUACAGAGCAUAGUGCUUUAAAAUGGUUGUGAUGCUUGCCGCUAACUGUUACACCCGAUGCACAGGAGAUUCACUUGAGAUAGGAAAUGUACUGAUACAGAUAUUGUCAAUCUGCAAAUACAGCAGCUAUAUCGACUUUAAUUGAAAUGAUAUUUGAAACGGAAAUGAAUCAACAAUAAAUUUUGUCAAAAUAAAA
Molecule: messenger RNA, 2386 nt
Organism: Sardina pilchardus (European sardine)
Lineage: Eukaryota; Metazoa; Chordata; Actinopteri; Clupeiformes; Clupeidae
Gene: slc25a35
Product: solute carrier family 25 member 35
Exons: 5
Coding region: 272-1168 (298 amino acids)
Source: RefSeq, a predicted model, not a curated record